AUUCCCUAAAAGGAAAAGAGACAUACGACACAGACUGGAGCAUUCAAUUCAGUCCACUAGCUGUAUUCCAUAGCCAGGCUUUAUGACAUAAAUAUAAGAUAUAGAGAAUACAGAAACAGAGAAAUAUGACAUGGCCCCUACACAUUCAAUCUGGAACUCUAACUCCUGGUAAUCUAACAGGAAUCCUCCUCAAAUUCUUUCCAGGUCAAGCUGAAGUAUAAACAAAGUAGAGUUACCAUUACAAAAUUUUAAUGGGGGGAGGUGGUAACAAGAUUUAACACCUCCAACCCCUUGUUGAUCUUCACGUUUGAAAUGGAGAUGUCAAAAGUUAUUCUUUUUUUUUUUUUGAGAUGGAGUCUCACUCUGGCACCCACGUUGGAGUGCAGUGGCACAAUUUUGGCUCACUGCAACCUCACUCCCAGGUUCAAGCGAUUCUCCUGCCUCAGCCUAGCUGGGAUUACAGGCGCCGUAGCUGGGAUUACAGGCGCCCCACCACCACACCUGGCUAAUUUUUGUAUUUUUAGUAGAGGCACGUUUUCAUCAUGUUCGCCAGGCUAGUCUUGAACUCCUGACCUCAAGUGAUCCGCCCGCCUUGGCCUCCCAAAGUGCUGAGAUUACAGGUGUGAACCACUGCACCUGGCCAAAAACUGUUCUUUUUAAAAAUUGAGAUAUAGGCUGGGCAUGGUAGCUCAUGCGUAUAAUCCCAGCACUUUGGGAGGCCAAAGCAGAAGGAUCACUUGAGCCCAGGAGUUCGAGAACAGCCUGGGCAACAUAGUGAGAACUCAUCUCUACAAAAAAAUACAAAAAUUAGCUGGGUAUGGUGGCUCACACCUGUAGUCCCAGAUACUCAGGAGGCUGAGGUGGGAGGAUUGCUUGAGCCUGGGAGGUCAAGGCUGCAGUGAGCUGUGAUUGUACGACUGCACUCCAGCCCGGGUGACAGAGUGAGACCCUGCUUCAAAAGAAAAAUAAAAUAAAAAUAAAAAUAGAGAUAUAAUUUGCACAGCAUAAUAUCCUUUUAAACGUGUACGUUCAGUAGAUUUUAGUAUAUUCACAAUGUUGUGCAACCAUCAUCACUAUUUUUAUCACCUCAAAAAGAAUUCCUGCAGCCAUUAAGCCAUCACUGUCCUUUCCCUCCCUCUCCCCAGCUCCUGGCAACCAUAAAUCUGUCUCUAUGCAUUUGCCUAUUCUGGAUAUUUCAUAUAAAUAGAAUCAUACACUAUGUGGCCUUUUGUGACUGACUUUUUUCACUCAGCAUGUUUUCAAGGUUUAUCUAUGAUGUAGCCUGUAUCAGUACUUAAUUGCUUUUCAUGACUGAAUAAUAUCCCACUGUAUGGAUAUGCUACAUUUUGUUUAUCCAUUCAUCACUUGGACAUUUAAUUUGUUUCCUUUUUUUGCCUAUUAUGAAUAAUGCUGCUAUGAACACUGACAUACAAGUUUUUGUGGGGGUAUGUUUUCAAAUCCCUUUCGUGUAUAUACCUAGGAGUAGAAUUGCUGGGUCAUAUGCAAAGCUAAUCAUUUCUUGAACAUUUACUAACACUGUAGGUAUGACCCAGAAGGAGACAUGUAACCUGCCUAGGCCUCAGUUUCUUCCUUAGUAAAACAGGGAUGGUAACAGCACCCAUUUUAUAAGGUAGUGAGAAUUAAAUAAAAUAAUGCAUCCACCGCGCUUAAUACAGCAUCUGGCACACAGCUGGCUAAGUAGAGUAAGUUGAAUGACUAGGGAGGGGGCCUCAUCUCUGACCCUUCGCUGGGCCUCCGUUGACAUCUGCAGAUCAGGGGAGUGGGACAAGCGGGCCCCUGCCCGACAAGCUCUGCGCCUCUCAGGCUGGCGGUCCGCUGCAGAGGCUCCUGGACACCCUAGCCACCAAGACUCUGCAGAGCGGUGCUCAGGAGGGAAGCCCUGCCCAAUCCGCAGGCCUGCGACCGGGGACGCUCACCUGCAACUUCUCCCGCCACUCUUUCAACUGCCACGCAGGGCCCGGAAGUAGAUCUCCUGAUAGCGGAAGUAGAAACUUUUCGAGACCGGAAGUGAGUGAUCGCAAGCAUGGCGUCGGUGGUGCUGGCGCUGAGGACCCGGACAGCCGUUACAUCCUUGCUAAGCCCCACUCCGGCUACAGCUCUUGCUGUCAGAUACGCAUCCAAGAAGUCGGGUGGUAGCUCCAAAAACCUCGGUGGAAAGUCAUCAGGCAGACGCCAAGGCAUUAAGAAAAUGGAAGGUCACUAUGUUCAUGCUGGGAACAUCAUUGCAACACAGCGCCAUUUCCGCUGGCACCCAGGUGCCCAUGUGGGUCUUGGGAAGAAUAAAUGUCUGUAUGCCCUGGAAGAGGGGAUAGUCCGCUACACUAAGGAGGUCUACGUGCCUCAUCCCAGAAACAUGGAGGCUGUGGAUCUGAUCACCAGGCUGCCCAAGGGUGCUGUGCUCUACAAGACUUUUGUCCACGUGGUUCCUGCCAAGCCUGAGGGCACCUUCAAACUGGUAGCUAUGCUUUGAUGUCCUGUUGAGGCCAUUGGACAGAGACUGGAGCCCAGGUGACAGGAGAUGGUGAUACCAGAAGUCAAGGGUUGGGGUGGCGACACGGCCUCCCGAGGAAGAGGUCUGCUUGAUGGUGACUCUGCAGGAGACUCCGAAGUGACUGCUGGGAAAGCCUUUGGGAGACCUGACCUGGGGCCAAAAAUAAAGUGAGCCAGCGUCAUGAACGCAUGCUAUUUAGGGACA
This is a messenger RNA of Gorilla gorilla gorilla (western lowland gorilla), 2716 nucleotides long. It is a transcript of the gene MRPL27, whose product is annotated as mitochondrial ribosomal protein L27. The coding region runs from base 2045 to 2491 and encodes 148 amino acids. Gene Ontology annotation, biological process: translation. The transcript has 4 exons. Lineage: Eukaryota; Metazoa; Chordata; Mammalia; Primates; Hominidae. The record is from RefSeq and is a predicted model, not a curated record. Gene Ontology annotation, cellular component: mitochondrial large ribosomal subunit; ribosome. Gene Ontology annotation, molecular function: structural constituent of ribosome.